This is a messenger RNA of Hevea brasiliensis (rubber tree), 808 nucleotides long. RefSeq names its product protein SOB FIVE-LIKE 5. Gene Ontology annotation, biological process: cytokinin biosynthetic process. Lineage: Eukaryota; Viridiplantae; Streptophyta; Magnoliopsida; Malpighiales; Euphorbiaceae. The transcript is spliced from 4 exons. The coding region runs from base 67 to 576 and encodes 169 amino acids. The record is from RefSeq and is a predicted model, not a curated record.
CCACCACCACCCCCCCCCCCCAAACCCAUUAUUUGUAGUUUUGGGCUCAAGGUUAGGUGUUUGGGAAUGAAUAUGUCAGCUUCUCAUUGCAGUAGUAGUGGAUGUGAAUCUGGUUGGACGUUGUACUUGGAUCAAUCCUCUCUUUCCAAGAAUCAGUAUCAGGGCUAUGGUGGGUUUGUUGAUGGAAACUAUGCAAAAGUAGAUGAUGAAGAAGAAGAGGAUUUAUCCAUGGUUUCAGAUGCAUCCUCUAGACCUCCACAUUAUUGUCAAGAUGAUGAAGAUUGCUUUGAUCAAUUGGCCAAGAAGAAUAAAAGCAAAAAGAAGAGCAAAGAAUAUGGUCGAAACCAGCAGCAUUCAUAUCUUGAUGAUACUGCAAGUUCUCCUGUGUUGGGCAAGAAAGUAGGCAAGAAUGAAGCUUCAAUGAAUCAUGUCCUGGAAUUUUCACAAGGUUUCUCGGCAACACAUUUCAAGGGGAAAUCUUCACUGAAGAAGCACUUUGGAUUCUUUCAAUCUUCUAUUGCAGAAAAAUCAGCUUCAAAAGAACCAGGUGGUUUCCAAGGAAAAAAUUGGAAAUGACAAAGACCACUGAUUAGCAUCUUUUGUCUCUGCCACUGCAGUUGCUGUGGAGAGAAAUAUGGAAGGGAUAAAAAGAGCAAAAAGGCACUAGAUCUCAAAAGGGUUUUGUUCCUUUCUUUUUAAACUUGUUUUUUUUUUUUUUCUAAAUUCUACUCCUUUUUAUAUGUUCCUGUCAAUGCAGUGGGAAACAACUUGAGAAUUUAAAAAAAAAUAAAUUUAUUUAUGCCUUUAA